Molecule: messenger RNA, 2685 nt
Organism: Manis pentadactyla (Chinese pangolin)
Lineage: Eukaryota; Metazoa; Chordata; Mammalia; Pholidota; Manidae
Gene: NKX2-1
Product: NK2 homeobox 1
Exons: 3
Coding region: 664-1812 (382 amino acids)
Biological process (GO): regulation of transcription by RNA polymerase II; cell differentiation
Cellular component (GO): nucleus
Molecular function (GO): RNA polymerase II cis-regulatory region sequence-specific DNA binding; DNA-binding transcription factor activity, RNA polymerase II-specific
Source: RefSeq, a predicted model, not a curated record
CUGAGAAAGUCGGAGUGGGUCUCAGAAUCUGCUGCCUGGGGCUCAGCUCAGGCUCCUUAGUCCACUCGGCUGGAGGCCCGGGCCUGGCCGGAGCGGAUCCGCGGCCGUAGGCCUCCCGCCCGGUUGGGGAGCGCAGCCCACAGCUCCCCCUCUCCAGGCUCCCAAGGACCCUUCAAGGCGCUGGGCUCACACUUGAAGCCUGGGAACGCGCGGACAGGAAACCCACUUCCUCCUAAGCAGUUUCUUGCUCUCCGGAUGAGAGGCGCCCAAUUGAAGCAGAAUGAUCCUCAUCUACUAAUAUCCAGCGUGGCCACAAAGCGACUGGCCAUUUAUGCCCCCACUUUAAACAAAGAUAUUUGGUUAUUCCCGGGGAAGCAAGUGCACUUUUGCAUGGCUGAGCUCCGGGAGGAGGCGAGCCUCAGCACAGCCUACCGCCCGCCAGGCUGCUCGCGCCUCCGGAUUCGCCCCUCCCGGCCAGCUGGUCCCGCCGGGGUUCAGGCUCAGUUCCGCCCCGCAACAGGCGGGCGGGCACUCACGACGCUCCCUGCCCGCGCCCUCCUUGAAGCAUCAGAGGGGAUAACAGCGUGGCCCUGGGCUCAGGUGCUGGGGCUGUGAUGUCCUCGGAAAGUCAGCUCCAGCCCCAGAGCCCUGCGUGUCCGGGAGAUGGGCGAGGGUCGGGGACACCAGGUUUGUUCGAGCCGCCGCCGAAUCAUGUCGAUGAGUCCAAAGCACACGACUCCGUUCUCAGUGUCUGACAUCUUGAGUCCCCUGGAGGAAAGCUACAAGAAAGUGGGCAUGGAGGGCGGCGGCCUCGGGGCUCCGCUGGCGGCUUACAGGCAGGGCCAGGCAGCACCGCCGGCUGCGGCCAUGCAACAGCAUGCCGUGGGGCACCACAGCGCCGUCACCGCCGCCUACCACAUGACGGCGGCGGGGGUGCCCCAGCUCUCGCACUCCGCCGUGGGGGGCUACUGCAACGGCAACCUGGGCAACAUGAGCGAGCUGCCGCCGUACCAGGACACCAUGCGGAACAGCGCCUCGGGCCCCGGAUGGUACGGCGCGAACCCAGACCCGCGCUUCCCCCCCAUCUCCCGCUUCAUGGGCCCGGCGAGCGGCAUGAACAUGAGCGGCAUGGGCGGCCUGGGCUCGCUGGGGGACGUGAGCAAGAACAUGGCCCCGCUGCCAAGCGCACCGCGCCGGAAGCGCCGGGUGCUGUUCUCCCAGGCGCAGGUGUACGAACUGGAGCGGCGCUUCAAGCAGCAGAAGUACCUGUCGGCGCCUGAGCGCGAGCACCUGGCCAGUAUGAUCCACCUGACACCCACUCAGGUCAAGAUCUGGUUCCAGAACCACCGCUACAAGAUGAAGCGUCAAGCCAAGGACAAGGCGGCCCAGCAGCAACUGCAGCAGGACAGCGGCGGCGGCGGGGGAGCCGGAUGCCAGCAGCAAGCGCAGCAGCAGUCGCCGCGCCGCGUGGCCGUGCCGGUCCUGGUGAAAGACGGCAAACCCUGCCAGGCGGGCGCGCCCGCUCCUGGCACAGCCACCCUGCAAGGCCACGCGCCACAGCAGGCGCAGCAGCAGGCGCAGGCCGCGCAGGCGGCGGCGGCGGCGAUCUCAGUGGGUAGCAGUGGCCCCGGGUUGGGUGCACACCCAGGUCACCAGCCGGGCAGCGCGGGCCAGUCUCCGGACCUGGCGCACCACGCCGCCAGCCCCGCAGCGCUGCAGGGCCAGGUCUCCACCCUAUCCCACCUGAACUCCUCGGGCUCGGACUACGGCACCAUGUCCUGCUCCACCUUGCUAUAUGGUCGGACCUGGUGAGAGGACGCCGUGCCGGGCCUAGCCCAGCGCGCUGCCUCUUCGCUUCCCCUCCUGCCUGCCCCACACUACCAACCACCCGCAGCUCCAUGCGCUUCGACUUUUCUUAAGAACCUGCCCCGUUUAGACCAAGGGAAAAAACACAAAGGCCAAACUGCUGGACGUCUUUCUUUCUUUCUUUUUUCCUUAAAUUUGUGGGGGUUUUUCCAAGAAAAUAAAAACAACCAAGCAAAUCCAAUUAUUUAAGGAGUCUUUAAACAGAGAAGGACACAACAAGAACAGCUUUGGGGGUGUCACUUAGGUGACUCAAAUGGGUUCCCCACGCUUGGGCGGGGUAGUUUGGAGAGGGCUCUAACCACUGACAGGCUCUGGACUCCAAAGAUCGCAAAUUUCAUUCUGGGUUACACUAUGCCAGCAACGUGGACUCUCUUGUAAAUACCAAGAUCUCUUUCGAAGGAGAGAGGAGGGCUGGGGAAAGACUCCCACAGAACCUACUAGUCACUGACACAAAGGAAAUGUCCCCUCCUAGAGCCCUCUGGCCACCCAGGCUCAACCUGGACUGGCCCUGGCUAAAAUUGUUUUAUGUUUGAUGUAAACUUGUAGCUGUAAAACGCUGUCAAAAGUUGGACUAAACACCUAGUUUUUAGUAAUCUGUACAUUCUGUUGUAAAAAAAAUAAUGACCCCAGUCCCCAUCCCCGGCCCAUCUUAUUUUUUAUGGGCAUUGACAAAUCUGUGUAUAUUACUUGGCAGUUUGUUAUUCGCAGCGUCAGUCUUUUUUCUGUUGUAACUUAUGUAGAUAUCUGGCUUAAAUAUAGUUCCUAAGAAGCUUCUAAUAAAUUAUAUGAAUUAAAGAGAUUCUUUUUCUGAUUAAAAAA